Messenger RNA from Adineta steineri, 405 nucleotides. The record is from the annotation of a GenBank genome assembly. Lineage: Eukaryota; Metazoa; Rotifera; Eurotatoria; Adinetida; Adinetidae.
AUGAGUGUUGCACGAGAAUAUCACACAGCAUCCACAUUAGCAAAUGGAUCAGUAUUAGUUACUGGUGGAUAUAACACCGGUAGUAGUUAUCUCAAUAGUGCUGAGUUGUACAAUCCAUUAACAGGCAUUUGGACAACUACAGGAAGCAUGAAUGCCGCACGAUAUCUUCACACAGCAAGCACAUUAGCCAAUGGAUCAGUAUUAGUUACUGGUGGGUAUAACAGCGGUAGUAGUUAUCUCAAUAGUGCUGAGUUGUACAAUCCAUCAAUAGGCACUUGGACAACCACAAGAAGCAUGAGUGCCGCACGAGAAUAUCACAAAGCGUCUACAUUAGCAAAUGGAUCAGUAUUAGUUACUGGUGGCAGCAACAGCGGUGGCGUUCUCAAUUGUGCUGAGCUUUAUUAA